This is a messenger RNA of Leptonychotes weddellii (Weddell seal), 3503 nucleotides long. NCBI's taxonomy places the organism in Eukaryota, Metazoa, Chordata, Mammalia, Carnivora, Phocidae. The record is from RefSeq and is a predicted model, not a curated record.
AACCCCGAGAGCGCGCGGCGCGGGCAGCUUGCUGUGCGCCCCCGCGGGGAGGCGGGGCCCCAGGCCGGCCGGACACGAUGAACUACCUGAAUGUGCUGGCCAAAGCCCUCUAUGACAACGUGGCCGAGUCCCCGGAUGAGCUCUCCUUCCGCAAGGGCGACAUCAUGACCGUGCUGGAGCGGGACACACAGGGCCUGGAUGGCUGGUGGCUCUGCUCACUGCAUGGGCGCCAAGGCAUAGUGCCUGGAAAUCGCCUUAAGAUCCUGGUGGGCAUGCACGACAAGAAGCCAGCAGGACCCGGACCCGGCCCACCCGCCACCUCAGCCCAGCCCCAGCCUGGCCUCCACGCCCCGGCUGCCCAGUACACGCCCAUGCUUCCUGCCACAUACCAGCCCCAGCCCGAUAGUGUCUAUCUGGUGCCCACCCCCAGCAAGACUCAGCAAGGCCUCUACCAAGCCCCUGGGCCCAGCCCACAGUUCCAGUCUCCCCCAGCGAAGCAGACAUCUACAUUCUCGAAGCAGAUGCCCCAUCACCCUUUUCCCAGCCCAGCCCCAGACCUUUACCAGGUGCCCCCAGGGCCUGGCAGCCCUGCCCAGGACAUUUACCAGGUGCCACCUGCUGCCGGGACAGGGCAUGACAUCUACCAGGUGCCCCCAUCUAUGGACGCACGCAGCUGGGAGGGGACGAAGCCACCAGCAAAGGUGGUGGUGCCCACCCGUGUGGGGCAGGGCUAUGUGUUUGAGGCCUCCCAGCCGGAGCAGGACGAGUACGACAUCCCCCGCCACCUGCUAGCCCCGGGGCCCCAGGACAUCUACGACGUGCCCCCAGUUCGGGCUCUGCUUCCCAGCCAGUAUAGCCAAGAGGUCUAUGACACGCCACCCAUGGCUGUCAGGGGUCCUAGCGGCCGGGAUCCGUCCCUGGAUGUGUACGAUGUGCCCCCCAGCGUGGAGAAGGGCCUGCCAUUGUCCAGCCACCGUGCGGUGUAUGAUGUUCCUCCGUCAGUGAGCAAGGACGUGCCUGAUGGCCCACUGCUGCGUGAGGAGACUUAUGACGUGCCCCCCGCCUUUGCCAAGGCCAAGCCCUUUGACCCAGCCCGCCACCCGCUGGUCCUUGCUGCGCCCCCUCCGGACGCCCUGCCGGCCGAGGAUGUGUAUGACGUGCCUCCACCCGCUCCUGACCUCUAUGACGUGCCCCCCGGCUUGCGGCGGCCCGGCCCUGGCACCCUGUACGAUGUGCCCCGCGAGCGGCUGCUUCCUGCCGAGGCGGCCGACGGCAGUGCGACCGACGACAACGUGUACGCAGUGCCACCGCCCGCCGAGCGGGAGGCCCCGAGCGAGGCCAAGCGGCUGUCGGCCUCCAGUACUGGGAGCACACGCAGCAGCCAGUCGGCCUCCUCGCUGGAGGCCGCUGGGCCGGGCCGCGAGCCGCUGGAGCUGGAGGUGGCCGUGGAGGCCCUGGUGCGGCUGCAGCAGGGCGUCGGCGCCACCGUGGCCCAGCUCCUGGACCUGGCGGGCAGCGGCGGCGGGGGCUGGCGCAGCGCUGCCGAGCCUCAGGAGCCGCUGGUGCGGGACCUGCGCACCGCCGUGGCCGCCGUCCAGGGCGCCGUCCACGAGCUGCUGGAGUUUGCCCGCAGCGCCAUAGGCAACGCCGCCCACACCUCUGACCGCACUCUGCAUGCGAAGCUCAGCCGGCAGCUGCAGAAGAUGGAGGAUGUGUACCAGACACUGGGGGCCCACGGUCAGGCCCUCGACGGUGGCCGGGGAGGCCCCGGGGCCACUCCCGAAGACCUAGACCGCCUGGUGGCCUGCUCACGGGCUGUGCCCGAGGACGCCAAGCAGCUGGCCUCCUUCUUGCAUGGCAAUGCCUCGCUGCUCUUCAGACGGACCAAGGCCCCCGUGCCGGGGCCGGAGGGGGGCGGCCCCCUGCACCCCAACCCCAUCGACAAGGCCAGCAGCAUCCAGUCCCGGCCCCUGCCCUCACCCCCUAAGUUCACCUCCCAGGACUCCCCGGACGGGCAGUAUGAGAACAGUGAGGGGGGCUGGAUGGAGGAUUACGACUACGUCCACCUACAGGGGAAGGAAGAGUUUGAGAAGACCCAGAAGGAGCUGCUGGAAAAGGGCAACAUCAUGCGGCAGGGGAAGGGACAGCUCGAGCUGCAGCAGGUGAGGAUGCUCAAGGUCACUGAGUUCCCUGGGCUCGGGCCGCUGGUGAGCCCAGCACCCUCCCCCCAAACCCACAGCCCUCCCUGCUCAACCGCUGACUGUCAACAUGAGUGUUGGAUUUCUGUGUGCGUUAUCAGAGUGAUUAUGGCAGACAUUUUGGGGAACACACAGAGAAAAGUGUAAAAAGGCAGGAAACAAGGCCCCGAGGCAGUGGGGGUGCCCUGGGGCUAGUUUGCAGCCCUGCUCCUGGUCUGGAGGGGCCUGUCUCCGUGUGUUUUCGAUGAUUCUACAUCUGCUUUUAUCUCGAGAUUGUUCCAUGGCAUUAAACAUUCCUCCUCAAUUGUUCUUAAAGGCCACAUGACAUCUCUUACUGUUGAGUGUUUACGUUGUACCCACUUUCCCUGAUUAUGAUUGUACUGCUGGGCUUACCUGCAGAUGUAGAAUUUUCUUCAUUCUUUGGAUCAUUUCCUGAGGGUAGGAAGGGGAUUUUUUUUUUUUUUUAAGAAAUGAGGUAUUUUAUUCUAAUUAUGAAGAUAAUAAAAGAUUAAAAUACAGACUAGCACAAAAUCAGCACAGAAAUACCACCCGUCAGGUUUUCCGUACCGCCCCCCCCCCCCGGGCACGGGGAAGGAUGGCAGAGGCCAGGAGAGCUUGCUGGCUCCACCCUGACCCUCACAAAGCCACCGUUUGCCCAGCGGUAAGGUGGGGAUCAUAGUGGGUCCACCUCAGGGUCAGUGGGAGAAUUGAGUAAAGAAUGUGUCAUACCGAGGAGGUGCCUGGCCCACAGAACAUACUCAGUAAAGGAAUAAAGGUUCAUAAUUAGAUGUAUCUCCAUCCAUCCGUCCAUCAUCUGUCCUUCUCACGUAUGGAAUCUCCACUGAUUUAAGAAAUGGACAUGUGCUUUAUCCUCUUUUAUCUUCUCUGGACUCUGCCAGCGUUUCUUUAUCCAGUCCCCUGUUGGUGGGACAUUUCGGUUAUUCCCAGAAGUACUUCUGUAAACAGUGCUGCGCUGAAUAUAAAUCUCUUCACUUGAUUGCUUGAUCACUUAGGUAAAUUCCUAGAAGCUGGAAGAAGAGACAGGAAUAUACACGGAAAACUCUAUAAAGAUCUAGCACUCCUCGACCAGGGACAGAAGUGCCUGUACAAUCCAGGCUUAUAAAAUGUGUGGACGCGCGUGUCGAUUGCUUCAUUUCCACAUCAGUGAAAAAUCGGGAACCCCCUGCCCCACAUGUCUACUGAGAAUAUUGGUUGAAUAAAUAAAAUACAAACGUUAAUAGAGUAGAAUAUUAGGUGGCUAUUAAGAAUUGCCAAAGAAUGGGGGCGCCUGGGUGGCUCAGUCGG